Capsella rubella is the source of this 2085-nucleotide messenger RNA. RefSeq lists its product as uncharacterized. The record is from RefSeq and is a predicted model, not a curated record. The transcript has a single exon. The coding region runs from base 1 to 2085 and encodes 694 amino acids. Lineage: Eukaryota; Viridiplantae; Streptophyta; Magnoliopsida; Brassicales; Brassicaceae.
AUGAGUUCCGUGGGUGUAUUUCGUAAGGCGGAAAUUGAUGGCAAAUCAUUCUUGGUUCACACGUUAAGACAAGCAGACGAACCAACCUCUUCCCGUGAGGUACUAGCCAUGGAUUCUCAUGGCGACGACCUCCCUCUUUUCUUAUGCCCUACUGUACGUGUCGAGUUUCAUAUUCUCAAUCUAAGGAAAGACGAUGAUGGUAAUGAGUUUGAUGAGCUUCAUCCCUACACUUGUCUCCCUCACUUCCCCAGCAAAGGCGAGUCUCUCCAUGAUUGUGAUGACGACUACCAUAUUAUCAGCAGCUGUAAGCUCCCUGUUGUCCCUCUCUUUCCGUCGUCCGACGAUAAAGAACCUGAAUAUUACAGAUCCAAGUGUGGUGCAUGCGGAAGUAAAAACAUGCUUUGCGCAGACUAUUACGUAUGCCGCUACUGUUAUCAAAAGUUCCACAAAGAAUGUGUAGAGUCUCCACUUGAGAUCAUACACCCUUCCCACCCCUUUCAUCCUCUUCGACUUUACAGCUGUCCUUUUACCAACAAGAAAGGCGGUUUCUUAUGGUUUCCAACGUGCAUUUGUUGUGAGGUAUCUCUCUCCCAAAUGUUUUAUCAUUGUACUGCAUGCAACUUCAGUAUGCAUCCUAUAUGUGCGAUGAAGCCUGUACCUUUUGUUGUUCACCACCCAAAAAGCCAUCCCCACCCUCUCACCUUUUUCCCUACACAAGCUUCUACCGUUUGCCAUAUUUGUGCCUCGAUUAAGGAGUUUGACCCAACCUACAUCUGUAUCCAGUGUGUCUUCGUCAUCCAUGAAGGUUGUAUGGGUUUCCCACAUGUCAUAAGAAUAUCCCGUCACCACCACCGUAUCUCUUUUACCUCAUCUCUUCCACCUGGAAUGUUGUUGUCUUGCGGAGUUUGUCGCCAACAAGUUGACAACAACUAUGCUGCAUACUCUUGCAAUAAAUGUGAUGCUUAUUUUGUUCAUUCAAAAUGUGCAUUACAUCCAAUGGUGUGGGAUGGAAAAGAACUGGAAGGAGUGCCCGAAGAAGAUGACGAGAUAGAUGAUGGCGAGCCGUUCCAGAGGAUAGCUGAAGGAAUUAUACGCCAUCCUUUUCAUAAACACCAUCUUAGACUUGAGAUCUUCAGAGCUUAUGACGAAAAUAUAUAUUGUGGAGGAUGUUCGCUUCCUAUCUACCAAGGUCAAUUCUACUUAUGCAUGGAGUGCAACUUCAUCCUCCAUGAAAGCUGUGCAAAUGCUCCACGCAUGAAACGACAUCCCUUAUAUCCAAUGCCAUUGACACUAAAGUUUACGAGAAUGAAAGAUCUAUUUAACCCAGGUGGAAUCAUCCGGUGUACAGGAUGUCAACGUUUCGUCUCUGGCUUCUACUAUGAUGCUCUUUCUUCAAUAAAAGGAUCCAUCAAGCUAGACCUACGGUGUGCCUCCACUGUUGAACCUGUUCGAUAUCCUGGCCACAAACAUGACUUAUUCAUGCCUUGGGACCAACAUGAAGGGACACAAUGUCAAGCAUGCAAAGAAGAAUGUGAGGAUUCAAAAUUUGUUUGCAUGGAAUGUGACUAUACUAUAUGUUUCCGUUGCAUUACCGUGCCGUAUUGGGUAAGGUAUAAACAUGACAGUCAUUGGCUCACACUCUGUGAUGAAGAAGAGCCGAGUGAUCAACCAGACUGGUGUGAGAUUUGCGAGGGAAAAAUAGAGGAAGGGACAAAGAUAUUCGAAGAAGGCAACUUAGAAGAAAAAACAUUGAUCUGGGAUCGCAAGAAGCCAAAAAGCGAAAGGAGAUUUUACAAAUGCAGUAGUGACUGCUGCACCAAUCUUCAUGUGGAAUGUUUAGUUGGGGUAGACGUUUACAUGAAAUCUGGUAAAAUUGUAAAGGACGGCGUUGCUUUUCUCCCAGGCUUCCACCGUCAAAGUAGAAGCUUUCGGAAGAAUAUGGAUGUACAAAUUCGCCUCAACGGUUCACUCUCCCGACCAAUUUGCGAUCAAUGCUACUGCCGUUGUCCAUUCCCAAUUUAUUUUAUAGGGCAUGACAGAACUUUUUGUUCUUGGCGGUGUACUCAAAAUGCUAGGUACUGGUGA